UUUUGUAUUUCUUUCAAUUUUAAUAUUUUUUUUAUCGAAUUCUAAAGAUUUAAAUUUUGAAUUAAGGACAAAUAGUAGGAUGAGUAGUAGUGAAGAAGUUUCUUGGAUUUCUUGGUUCUGCACUCUUCGAGGCAAUGAGUUUUUUUGUGAGGUUGAGGAGGAAUACAUACAAGAUCGUUUUAAUUUGACUGGACUGGCAGAACAGGUGCCGCAUUUUCGUCAAGCGCUAGACAUGAUUUUGGAUUUGGAGCCAGAUGAAGAUUAUGAAGAAGGGCAGAGUGAUUUAGUUGAACAAGCAGCAGAGAUGCUUUAUGGACUAAUUCAUUCACGUUAUGUUUUGACUAAUCGAGGGAUUCAAUUAAUGCAAGCAAAAUGGAAGAAUGAAGAAUUUGGAACUUGUCCUCGCGUUUAUUGUGAAAAUCAACCUGUUCUUCCAAUUGGCCUUUCUGAUGUUCUUGGUGAGUGCAUGGUGCGUAUCUAUUGUCCAAGAUGUUGUGAUGUAUACUUGCCUCGAUCGAGUAAACACCAACAUACCGAGGGAGCUUAUUUUGGCACCGGAUUUCCUCAUAUGUUCUUUUUUGUGCAUCCAGAACUGCGCCCUAAACGUACCGCCAAGCAAUACGUGCCAAGGUUAUAUGGCUUUAAAAUUAGUCCUUUGGCUUAUCAAAUUCAGUAUCAUCAUGCAACGGCUGCAGCCGUUGGCGCACAAAAUUCUCAACAACAAACUGGGGGCGGUGGAAAUUCGGCUAUUGCUUCUCCUGCUGGUGCUCAAUUACAUCAACAUUUAUUGAAUAAUGGGGGUUUGGUGCGUCAAACAAAUUUAGUGGAGAAUUACGAGUAA
This is a messenger RNA of Meloidogyne enterolobii, 841 nucleotides long. Lineage: Eukaryota; Metazoa; Nematoda; Chromadorea; Rhabditida; Meloidogynidae. The record is from the annotation of a GenBank genome assembly.